AUGCCAUCCACCAAUGCCAUGUCGGUCCUGCACCAACACCAUUUGCCCCUUGAACCCACUGCUAUUCUUCAACAACAAAUGCUGUCCAUGACUAUGCAUGCCUUUAAUAUGCAACAACAGUCUCAGCAGCAACAGCUGUCUCAGUCCUCUGAAGAAAUCACUACCAUUUUUGUCGUUGGCUUUCCAGAGGAUAUGAGCGACAGAGAGUUUCAAAAUAUGUUUAUUUUCUCUACUGGUUUUGAAGCUGCUGCUCUCAAGGUUCCCAUGCCAGGGGAGUUGGACGAACAGACGGGCCAACUUAAACGUCAAAUUAUUGGAUUUGCCAAGUUUCGUACUCGCAGCGAGGCAGUCAAAGCUCGUGAUGUUCUCAAUGGUCGACGCAUUGAUGUAGAUCGUGGUGCAAUUUUGAAGGCCGAGAUUGCAAAAAAGAAUCUCAAAAACUUUACCACCAAACGUCAGCCAAGUCUACUAGACACUGCCAUGUUUGCUGCAUUUGGUCCCAGUUUGUCCCAUCAAGGCCCGCUUUUGUCUGCUGAUGCUUUAGGCAGUCUUGCCAUCCACGAUCUGCCGCUUAGCACUAGCCAAAACAACAGCAAUGGCUCUAAUCUUGCUUCCAGUGGUCUGAUGAGCAUCUCCGAAGCAAACGCAUCUCGUUUUGAUCUUGGACUGCUUUCCAGCAAUGGCAACACCAGUAACAGUUUUGCCAGCGGUGCCAGCAACAGCAGUGACGACUCCUCUGCACAGUGUCCCGUUGGAAUUAGCAUCAAUGGUGCUCGUCGAUCUUCUGCUGCUAUGGCUGCUUCACUCAGUACCGAUGAUAAAAUGUCUCCCUUUCCCGACAUCUUUGAUGUUACUACUCGUGCCAGCUUUUUGGGAUCUCUCACUACUCCUUCAACAACUCACAACAACAAUAGCAACACAUCUCUCUCUAAUCAUAUCUCGCAUUCUUACCAGUCAUCAUUUCCUAUUGACGUGCCUUGCGACUAUAACGAUGCAUUUGAUCAUGCUCCUGCCACUUCAUCCUCGCUGUUUGGCACAUCUGCAUCAUCUGCCUUUAUUGGUGAGCGCGGGUUUAAUUCUGCUCUGUACAACAGCGAUAGUCUGCUCACUGGCCGUUUCCAAAAUUUUCAUCUUGGUGAUGGUCUUGGUAACAAUCAUAAUAAUGGCAAUAGCAUGAUAAAUGGCAUUGGCAAUUAUGCCAUUCAUUCCUCGGAUCGUACUGCUGGAGCGAAUGGAAACCAGUCACAAUACAGUUACUCUAGCAGCUUUCCUGGCACUACCAUGGCGACCAAUAAUGCUGGAGCCAUUCCUUUUAUUUCCGGCAUGGAUCAAAAUCCACCCUGUAACACUUUGUAUGUUGGCAAUCUUCCUCAUGACGCAUUAGAGGAAGAACUGCGCCAGAUAUUUACUGUUCAAUCAGGUUUUAAGCGUCUUUGUUUCCGCACCCGUGCCAAUGGUCCCAUGUGCUUUGUAGAGUUUGAAAGUGUCGACUACGCAACUGCUGCUCUGUUCCAACUGUACGGCAAUCAUCUGUCCAACUCUACCAAAGGCGGCAUUCGUCUUAGCUACUCCAAAAACCCGCUCGGCGUUCGCCAGAACCGCUCUGCAGUUGUUCCUGGCAUGAUGGGUGCUGGAAUUGGAGGACUAGGCGGUUAUAUCCCAUCCACACUUUCCACUGCCAUGCCUACUCCCAUUCCUGCUAUUUCCAGUGGCGGUAUGACCAUGCAGGAUUUUCGUCAUGUACAUUGAUCCUUUUAUUAAUUAGCUUAUUACUGUCUUUCCUAAUUUCAACAAGUAGCGAUCGAGUUGAUUCAUUAAGCAUUUGUUUUCUUAUAUCUUUUGUUACUUGGCUCUUAUCUUUUAUUCUUGGUACUGUUGUUGGUCAACAUAUAACUAUUAUCGUAUUUUAAAAAUUCACGUCUUAUUUUUCAUUUUUGCAAGUCCUCGAGUCUGCUCUACAUCUUUUCCUUUAUCGGGCAGCGUGCACCCAUUCCAACCAUAUAUUCAUUACCCAUCCUCUAUUUUCAUUCACUAUUUCAAAUAUAAUGUGGUCACGGUUGGAACGGUUUUUCCAACCUACCAAACUCAUUCGUUUUUCAACUGCAAGAACAAGACCGCCUUUAAACAAAUCGUCAUUUACAGCCGUAUUCACGUAAAAUGAAACAUUUUUCUGUAUUGAUCUUGCAUUGACUGCCUUUAUUUUGGAAUAAAUAAUGGUUAAACAUUC
Molecule: messenger RNA, 2227 nt
Organism: Batrachochytrium dendrobatidis JAM81
Lineage: Eukaryota; Fungi; Chytridiomycota; Chytridiomycetes; Rhizophydiales
Exons: 2
Coding region: 1-1749 (582 amino acids)
Molecular function (GO): RNA binding
Source: RefSeq, a predicted model, not a curated record